UGGAGCGAGGCGGCAGCAGGUAGCGCUGCCGGCGGAGCGGGCCGGGCCGGGCCAUGGGGAAGGUGCAGCUCUUCGAGAUCCGCCUGGGCGAGAGCCGCGUCGUCUACAGCCCCGGGGAGCCGCUGGCCGGCACCGUCACCGUGCGCCUGUCGGGCUCGCUGCAGUACCGAGCCAUCAAGGUGAGCUGCGUGGGGGCCGGUGGGGUGUCUAACAAGAUCAAUGACACAGCCUGGACCGUGGAGGAGCAGUACUUCAACAGCACUCUGUCCCUGGCAGACAAAGGGGUCCUGACAGCUGGAGAGCACAACUUUCCCUUCCAGUUCCUGCUGCCAGCCUCUGCUCCUACAUCAUUUGAAGGCCCCUUUGGCAAGGUGCUGCACCAGGUGAAGGCUGUGAUAGACACACCUCGCUUCUCCAAGGACUACAAGUGCAACAGGAUCUUCUAUGUGCUCUGCCCUCUCAACCUGAACGACAUCCCUGACAUCGAGCAGCCCAACACUAUGUCAAUCACCAAGAAGUUCAACUACAAGCUUGUGAAAAGUGGCAACAUCAUCCUGACAGCCACCUCGGAUCUGAAGGGCUACAUCGUGGGGCAAGCGAUCCAGCUGCGCACCGACAUCGAGAACAAGUCAGGCCGGGACACCGGGGCCGUGGUGGCCAGCCUGCUCCAGAAAGUGGCUUACAAAUCCAAGCGCUGGAUUUACGACCUGAGGACCAUCGCUGAGGUGGAAGGCUCAGGAGUCAAAGCCUGGAAGCACGCAGAGUGGAAGGAGCAGAUCCUCGUUCCAGCACUGCCCCAGUCCAUCCUGCAGGGCUGCAGCCUCAUCCAUAUUGACUACUACAUCCAGGUUUCUCUCAAGUCACCGGAGGUUUCUGUCACUCUGCCCAUCUACAUCGGUAACAUUGCUGUGAACAGGGUCCCCCUGAGCCCGGCGCGCUCCGUGCAGCACGUGCCCUCUGCAGUGGUGCCCAGUGCCCCCCCGGAGGAAGAGGAGGCUGCGGGUGGCUACCACCCGAUGGACAAUGUCUCGAUCCCCACCAAAAGCCAUUCCCAGCAGCAGCCGUUCAGCUACGCCCCAGGACUGAGCUUCCAGGAGCUGAGGGCGGACUCUGAGCAGACAGGCUCCCCCAGCCACCCCACGCUCUGCCUCUCAACGGGAGCCACUGUCCCUUACUACGCAGAGGGGAACGUGGUGCCCGUGCCCACGGCCAGCUCCCUCAUCCUGCCUCCCGAGUACAGCACCUGGGGCUACCCCUACGAGGCACCUCCCUCCUAUGAGCAGAGCUGCAGCAGUGCCAACUCCAGCAUCAGCAAUGGCAACUAGCCCUUCCCAGCUUCGAGCCCCGCUGGCACUGCCCACCCUGGGCGCCGUGGUUCAUCUGCCUGCUGCAAAGGCUGCUACAGCACAAGGUGGCUUCUUCUCUGGCUGGCUGCUCGGUGGGGUCAGUGGCACAGCCCAGGUCGGGCUUUUGAAGUCUCUUUCUAGGGAGGAGGGGGGGGAAAAACCAACCAACCAAACAAGAGAGCAGCCAGAGCAGCCUGUGUGUGCGUGUAGGAGGGGACUCCUGCUGCCUCACCCAGUGCUGGAGAGCUGGUUCUGCCCCCGGGGUGCCCUCUGCAGCAGCCUGUGUUUAAAGUACUGUAGCCAACACUAACUGCUUUCCUACCCAAGCACCUGCGAUGCCUUAUCCGAAACGCUCCUGGCUGGGCAAGUUUCCACUCUAGGCGAGGGCUGGGCUCUGUGCACGUCCUCCCUUCUCUCUGCAGGGGCCAUGUGCUCUCCAGAAAUGGUUUGUGACAGCCUUUCUUCUCCUCCUCGUAGGUCCUGAGGGUAGGUGAAACAGGAGGUUUCUUGGAGUGAGCAGGUUCAGAAGGUCAGGGACUCUUCCAAAGCCACAAGCACAAGCCCUGGCUGUCGCUGUGCUGGGGGGUGACUGCCCAGCAGCACUGGGGGUUGACUGCCCAGCAGCCUUUGCUCCCCUCUCUGGACCUCUGCCUGUGUACACUGGGAGGAGAGCAGGCUCUGGCAGCAGGAAGCUUGCCACGGCGUUGCUCAAGACCCAAGAGGCCCUGGUGAACUGUGGAGGGCGAGCCUGGUGGUACCAUGGGGUACCAGCCAGCCAGCUCCUGGUACCGUGGGGUACCACCAGCCAGCUCCUGGCCUUUGUUACCAAGGGCAGCUUUUCACAAGCCCUGUGGGGACCAUGCUCGCUGCCAGAGCGCAGCACCCAGGAUGAGCAGCACAGCCUGCAAGCCGGGCACCAGCUCCCUCUGCCCCAUCUGCGCCCCCUGCAGGGUGCCCUCUCCAUCCCCCCUGCCGCUGUCUUUGGCAGGCCAGAUUUACAUGACAAUCAAGUUACAAAAUCUGUCCAAUGCUACCUCUGAGUCUGCCCAAGGACCCUGGGGGUGGCAGCCCUUCCCUGGGGCUGUCCCUCGCUCCAGGCUCAGCCUGGCAUCCGGCAGGAGCGGGCCAGGCUGCCGCGGCCCAGCACGAGGGCAGGUGGCCCGGGGACUGCGCUCCCUGCAGGACGGUGCUGGUUCACUGCUUGUCCCCUGAGCCACCUCUGGGGCCCCAAAAGCGAGCAAGAGGGGACACAAAGUGCUACUGCUCAGCUGCAGCCUGUGCUGGAGCUGACAGGCCGGGGGAAGAAGCUGGUGGGUGCAAACCACCCUGUUUUGUUUUGGUUUGUUUUGUUUUGCUCUUUGGUUUCUUGAACCCUUCCCCUUGUUGAGCUUUUUGACUGCCCAAAAGCUGAGGAAGCCACACACCAGAGAGAUCAGAGCCACAGGCCUCCUGCCAGGGCUCAGACUGUGGACUGCAGACCUUUGGGACUGCCUCAUGCUGGGUGGGCAGCACCUGAGGAACCUCUUAGGAGCGCUUACAGCCUCUGCACCCCUGCUGGCAGGCAGGCAGGCAGGCAGGCAGCUGGGGCCAGGCCCUGCUUUGCACUCUCCCUUUGCAAAUGCUUUUUAUUUUGUUUUAUCUCUUCUGAGCUUUCUUAAGUGUCUGAAGCUCUUUAAGGGUAAAAGGUAGAGAAGUUGUCCUCCUGAGCAGUGCUGGCACAACAUGCACCAAUGGUGAGAGAAUGAUUGUCAUUGACCCUGAAUAUAUAUAAAUAUAUAUAA
Molecule: messenger RNA, 3127 nt
Organism: Dryobates pubescens (Downy woodpecker)
Lineage: Eukaryota; Metazoa; Chordata; Aves; Piciformes; Picidae
Gene: ARRDC1
Product: arrestin domain containing 1
Exons: 8
Coding region: 54-1325 (423 amino acids)
Biological process (GO): protein transport
Cellular component (GO): cytoplasm
Molecular function (GO): ubiquitin-like ligase-substrate adaptor activity; ubiquitin protein ligase binding
Source: RefSeq, a predicted model, not a curated record